GAGCACUGAGGGGCAGGCCGCCACCGAUGCCAUUAUACCGAAAAGGGGGGUCUUAUAGGCCGCCUCAACAGCCUUCUCCUCUAUUUCAAACCUACCACCUUCAUACGUGCCUACCUAACAUAUUUCAUAACAAACCACCAUGGCACAACCCUCCUACAUAAUCAUCGGCGCAGGCGUCUUCGGCACCUCCACCGCACUACACCUAAUAACGCAAUUCCCAUCCGCAUCAGUAACCCUCAUCGACCGCAACGCGCCCUCCGACGCAACCCGCGUCGCCGCCUCCUGGGACUGGAACAAGGUCGUCCGCGCCGACUACCGCGACCCGCUGUACUGCAAGCUCGCGCUCGACGCCCAGGACGUCUGGCGCUCCGAUCCGCUGUGGGCGCCGUUCUACCACCAGUCGGGGAUUUACUGGAUCAGUCAAUCUGGUUUCGCCGGCGAGGUUAUUGAGAAUUAUAGGAGGUUGGGAAGGGAUACGAGUGCGUUGAAGGAGUUGGAGGUUGAGGUGGCGAAGGGGGAGUUUGGAGGGCUGUUUGAUCAGGCGGAUUAUACGGGUGUGAAGAAGGUGUUGGUCAAUCGCUCGAGUGGGUGGGCGGAUGCUAAGGGCGCGUUGCGGAGGGUUGCGGAGCGGGCGGUUGAGUUGGGGGUGAGGUUUGUGAGGGGGGAGGUUCAGGAGUUGCUGUUUGGGGAGGGGGGAGCGUGUGUUGGGGUUUUGACGAAGGAGGGGGUCAGGGUGCAGGCGACGCAUACGAUUCUGUCGACUGGGGCUUUCACGCCGAAGUUCUUGGACGGCGUUGCGACGGCGACGGGGAAUGAUGCUUUUUUGGCGGGCGAGAGGAUGUUGGCCGGUGGGGUGACGACUGGGUUGGCGAAGCUGGAUGAUGAGACGGCGAAGGUGUUUGCGGAUAUGCCGGUUUGUAUUCAGGAGAAUCCGCCCGAAAGAGGUCCGGAUAACGGGACAUUGCCUCUUACGGCGGAUAAUAAGCUGAAGUGGUGGGGGCAGACUAUUUUCAGGAACACUCAGACUAUGCCCUCCGGUCGCCAGAUCUCGGCACCCCCGACUCCGUCCGAUUACGACCAGUGGAAGGUCCCGGAUGUUCUUGUCGAGGACGUUGCGGUCGCUAACAAGGUGACGUUUGGGAAGCGCGGGGAGGGUUGGGAGAUUAAGGAGCAUCGUAUUUGCUGGGAUGUGUUCACCCCGAGCGCGGACUUCAUCAUAUCGCCCCACUCGGCCGCCAAGGGACUCUACGUCGCGACGGCAGGGUCAUUUCACGGGUUCAAGUUCUUUCCCAUAAUCGGCUCUUACGUCGUGAAGAUGUUGGAGGGCACGUUAGACCCGGAUCUGGUGAAGACGUGGGCUUGGGAUAGAGAGUUACCGGACGAGUCGAAGAGACGUAUUUGGCCGCACACGGAGUUCAAGGAUCUCUUGUGAUGUUUUAUGCGAUUUGGUGAGUAAAUUCCCAAUUGAUGAUUGAGAGUGAGGUUAUUUUCGGACAUGCAUGCUUGGUUUUGUCAAUUUGGUCUCAUUCCUCGCGUGCAGCUUUUCUAGUGCUGAAUCGCGAAUUUGGUGAGUGGGUUGACCUCUGUACGAUCAUUAAAUACCACCAAUAUGGAUAUCUACGAGAUGAUCUCAUACUUUCAAUAUGUUUGAAUCAAAUCGGCGUAUACCUCUUAGAUAAGCGCGCAUACAAAUCCCACC
Messenger RNA from Annulohypoxylon maeteangense, 1699 nucleotides. RefSeq names its product FAD dependent oxidoreductase. The coding region runs from base 140 to 1432 and encodes 430 amino acids. Gene Ontology annotation, molecular function: flavin adenine dinucleotide binding; sarcosine oxidase activity; saccharopine oxidase activity. The record is from RefSeq and is a predicted model, not a curated record. NCBI's taxonomy places the organism in Eukaryota, Fungi, Ascomycota, Sordariomycetes, Xylariales, Hypoxylaceae. The transcript has 3 exons.